Schistosoma turkestanicum is the source of this 570-nucleotide messenger RNA. Lineage: Eukaryota; Metazoa; Platyhelminthes; Trematoda; Strigeidida; Schistosomatidae. The record is from the annotation of a GenBank genome assembly.
AUGUCAGGACUGAGCGAUACCUCUAUUUCGGAACACUCUUUGAAUGCUUUUGAAACUGACGAAGUACUUCAGUCUUUAGCAGUCGCCGGGCUAGUAAACGAGGAUAAAAUUUACUUAGAACUGGCGAACGAAGCAGUAAAUUUUGCCAGAGAAGAAAAUUUCAAUUUAUCUCAGUUAUGUGGACUUGUUUCAAUCAUAAAUAGAGUGCUAGAAGAACUGUCAAGCUCACCAUACGACGAUAUACAGAAUGUUUUAGAUGUGUCUGACAAAAUUAUGAUGAGUUACUCCAUCCAGAGGCCACCCCACUGCAUUGAGCUAUUCACGAUUGCCGACUCACUAAAAUGUGUUAGAUUUCUGGUGGACUCCUUGUUUAGACACUGGAGACUUUACAAGUUUGCACUAGCUCCAACAACGCGCCUCGUUCCCCAGCUCAUUUAUGAUACGAAAGAUUAUGAAUUUAACGUUAUCGACUUGAAACCAUCAGGAAAUGACUUAUUAUACUCGAUUUUAAAACAUGCGCUUGAAGAUCAAAUUGAAGUCACCAAACAUGGAAACCAAACGAGUAAUUGA